CUGGACCAUAUAAAGGGUCUAACCUUUUUGCCUGUCUUUAUUCAGUUUUGCUGUUGACGAAAAUAGUUGCAUUCAAAAAUGAAAUUGGCUUUUUUGGUGCUAUGUGCAGUGUUUGCUACUGUCACUCCAGCAAUACGGCCCGUGCGCCUUUGCGACCUGGCUCAUGGAAGGAAAUUGGGGGGACCGCAAUUAAUUCCAAUAGGUAAACUGCCGCCAGUUAUUUUGGCAGAGAUAGAAAGGAUAAAAGCUGAACCCAUAUGUGCAACUCAACAAGUUGUUGCAGGAAUCAGAUACAAAGUUAAAACGACCAAAUGUGUAAUGGAAUUUUAUCAACCUGCUGUUGGAAAACUGGACUCGAGAAUCCCUGACAGCUGCUCGUAAAAAGUCCUGAAAUAAAUUGACUUCAACAUUA
Messenger RNA from Hermetia illucens (black soldier fly), 412 nucleotides. RefSeq lists its product as uncharacterized. The transcript is spliced from 3 exons. NCBI's taxonomy places the organism in Eukaryota, Metazoa, Arthropoda, Insecta, Diptera, Stratiomyidae. The record is from RefSeq and is a predicted model, not a curated record. Bases 79 to 381 code for a protein of 100 amino acids.